Messenger RNA from Pararge aegeria (speckled wood butterfly), 2087 nucleotides. Its product is annotated as homeobox protein SIX2-like. Bases 1009 to 1755 code for a protein of 248 amino acids. Gene Ontology annotation, cellular component: transcription regulator complex; nucleus. NCBI's taxonomy places the organism in Eukaryota, Metazoa, Arthropoda, Insecta, Lepidoptera, Nymphalidae. Gene Ontology annotation, biological process: regulation of transcription by RNA polymerase II. The transcript has 7 exons. The record is from RefSeq and is a predicted model, not a curated record. Gene Ontology annotation, molecular function: DNA-binding transcription factor activity, RNA polymerase II-specific; RNA polymerase II cis-regulatory region sequence-specific DNA binding.
CUGUAUGGACGUAGAGAAUAACGGUCGAUUUUUAAAAUAUUGAGAGCUUUUGCGUUAUUUAUUGCGAAACUAGUGCGUUUUGACAAAGUGUCUAGCGUUGUUAAUGUGUUUUAUUUGUAUAAACGAGUUGUUUUUUUGUGAAAAUUUAGUGCGUCGGGCGUAAAUAGGUUGUGGUGCGACGGCUGACUUGAGUUUUAUUUUUAGUUUGGCUUGUUUAGUUGUGUGCGUGACGGGAUCUCAAUUUAGCGUUGUAUUUAUGUGUAAAACAUGGACAAGUCUUCAAAUAUGAAAAUGAGAAAGAAGAGAAAAACUAAAUCGUGAACAGAUUUAUAAAUCUUAAAAACCAAAGAAGGCAUUAAAAUUCUAAUAAAAUAUAAAAUAAAGAAUCUAAACAAACUUGAACCAGACAGGGACUGGGUUCUUUAUAGUGGCUUCAAAGUGAACAAAUAUUAAAAAGGUAAAUCCGGUGCGUACAUAAAAAACAAUCUACUCGUUCAUAAACAAAUGCUCCGGCCCUUUUCGGAUAAACCAAUACAAAUAAGUAAUCGACAUUUAAGGUGAUUUUGUUCAAACAUUUUUGGGAUUGCUGCCUCUCAUUGUUUAUUUAGCUGCCUUUUAAACGAUAAAAUACAAAACGGUGAAAGAAUAAACAAAACUCAAUACCCAUAUGUCGUAAACACGGCCAUUAAAAAUUAAUUUAAAUACAGAACACUACGGCGACUUUAAUAAAUCUGUGCGCGAUUAUUUUAAAUUAAGAUUAAUUAAAAAAUGUGAGAGAUUAUUUCUUCAAAAAAAGUCAAAGAAAUAAUUAAAAAACGAACACUAGUCUUGUAAUAUAUAAGAGCAUCGUGCAUGGUUUAAAAAUCGAGCUGAGCUUUGGAUUCCGGCAAUUUAAAAAAAUCAGCUAGUCGAACUUGCAUUAGCUAAUUCGUGUACAAAAGAGGUGCUAAACUUUCGUGUGUGAAUUUCAAUUGUGGUGUCAAAGUGGCUGGGGACGAGCAUUUGGACAUGUUGGGGGGCCCGGAGUGGGGUCAGCGGGAGACCACCCCCCCUAGAGACGCCCCCCUACCGAGCUUCGGGUUUACGCAGGAGCAGGUCGCGUGCGUAUGCGAGGUUCUCCAACAAGCUGGUAACAUCGAACGCCUGGGUCGCUUCCUCUGGUCACUGCCCGCUUGUGAACGCCUGCACGCUCACGAGUCAGUACUCAAAGCCAAGGCCAUGGUGGCCUUCCACAGAGGCAACUUCAAGGAGUUAUACCGGCUUCUUGAAUCGCACAACUUCAGCGCACACAACCACGCCAAGCUGCAGAACCUUUGGCUAAAAGCACAUUAUAUGGAAGCAGAAAGGUUACGUGGGCGACCACUCGGUGCGGUUGGCAAAUACAGAGUGCGUCGCAAGUUUCCACUACCCAGGACUAUAUGGGACGGUGAGGAGACUUCAUAUUGUUUUAAGGAAAAAUCCCGCUCAGUGCUCCGUGACUGGUAUCUUCAUAAUCCGUACCCCUCGCCUCGUGAGAAACGAGAGUUGGCUGAAACUACAGGCUUAACAACGGUUCAGGUGUCAAAUUGGUUCAAAAACAGGCGACAAAGAGACAGACAAGCAGAACACAAAGAUAGUGGCGGCACCGGUGACAAACAGUUGGACUCCUCAACCGACGACGACAGCGACGCACCACACGCGGCCACUGCGCAUGCGCCGCCCCUCUACCCGCUGUACGAGCACCCACUGGCGCACCUACAGUACCAUCACUCGUGACAGUACCAGUGAACAGCGCGAGCGUACUGAGCUCGCACCUUUUACAUGUCUUAACGUCUCCAUGCACCCGGGAAUCCGUCGAUUGCACAUGUCUUCUUCUUCUGUUCCUGGGCCUGGAGCACUCCUGGAUCAGCUAGAUGAGCUCACUGCAGAAGCUUAGCAGGCCGCCCAGGUCGCCGGGUGCUUCUUGAAGUGUUGCUGAGGAGCCAAGGUGGUCUGCGUUGCUCUACCGCUCCAUUACAUUGGAGCAUUAUGUGUAUCGGUGUUCCAUCCGUCUUCAUGCAUGCUCUGCACAGAGGACUGUCAGUUAUACCCAGUGGCGUGCACUGGGU